CUUCCAAACCCACAUACAAACAGCCCCAUCCCUCGACCUUUUUUUCCAGAUCCUUUUCUCUCAGUACAACUGGGAGAUUUUGAAUCUGUCGAUUUUCCAAUAACUUAAUAUCCUCUCCAACAUAUCUGCAACGUGACGUUUGCGGAUAUUUCUUUGCUUCCCUACCCCACCAACACUCAACAGUAUUUCCAGAUCUAAGCAGGGCUUGGAUCCGGAAAUCUUUGCGAAUCUACAACCGCAAUCAUGGCUACCGAUAAGGGACUCGAGGAUAUCCCCGAGGGACAGAUCGAGUCUAACUACGAUGAGACCGUUGACUCGUUCGACGAGAUGAACCUGAAGCCCGAGUUGCUUCGCGGUAUCUACGCUUAUGGUUUCGAGCGCCCCUCUGCUAUCCAGCAGCGCGCCAUCAUGCCCGUCAUCAAGGGCCACGAUGUCAUUGCUCAGGCUCAGUCCGGUACUGGCAAGACUGCCACUUUCUCCAUCUCCGUUCUCCAGAAGAUCGACCCCAGCCUCAAGGCCUGCCAGGCUCUCAUCCUCGCCCCCACCCGCGAGCUUGCCCAGCAGAUCCAGAAGGUUGUUGUCGCCAUCGGUGACUUUAUGAACAUCGAGUGCCACGCCUGCAUUGGUGGUACCUCCGUUCGUGAUGACAUGAAGGCCCUCCAGGACGGCCCCCAGGUCGUUGUUGGUACCCCCGGCCGUGUCCACGACAUGAUCCAGCGUCGUUUCCUCAAGACCGACAGCAUGAAGAUGUUCGUCCUUGAUGAGGCCGACGAAAUGCUUUCGCGCGGUUUCACGGAGCAGAUCUACGACAUCUUCCAGCUCCUCCCCCAGAGCACCCAGGUCGUCCUUCUCUCCGCCACCAUGCCCCAGGACGUCCUUGAGGUUACCACCAAGUUCAUGCGCGAGCCCGUCCGCAUUCUCGUCAAGAAGGACGAGCUUACCCUCGAGGGUAUCAAGCAGUUCUACAUUGCCGUUGAGAAGGAGGAGUGGAAGCUUGACACUCUCUCGGAUCUCUACGAGACCGUCACCAUCACCCAGGCUGUCAUCUUCUGCAACACCCGCAGAAAGGUCGACUGGCUCACCGACAAGCUGACUGCCCGUGAUUUCACCGUCUCCGCCAUGCACGGUGACAUGGACCAGGCUCAGCGUGAUUUGAUUAUGAAGGAGUUCCGUUCCGGUUCUUCUCGUGUCCUGAUCGCCACCGAUCUCCUUGCCCGUGGUAUCGACGUUCAGCAGGUUUCCCUCGUCAUCAACUACGAUCUCCCCGCCAACCGCGAGAACUACAUCCACCGUAUCGGUCGUGGUGGUCGUUUCGGUCGUAAGGGUGUUGCGAUCAACUUCGUCACCGCUGACGAUGUCCGCAUGAUGCGCGAGAUCGAGCAGUUCUACAGCACCCAGAUUGAGGAGAUGCCCAUGAACGUCGCUGAUCUCAUCUAAACAAAAAAAAGCAAAAAGCCUCAUUGAUACACGAUAUCCUUUUCCUUAUUCUCGGCAUACCCCGCAACCUUUACACAUCGGCAUCCACCUAGGAUUUAAGAGGCGGCCUCGUGUACAUGGUAUUUGAUAGAGAAGGAGGUUAAGGACUCUUUUCUUUCUACCGGGAAUUUCGCUGGUUCAGCAUCUGGUGGCAAUAUUUUCUUACACCACAAAAAGCGCUGGUACGGAUCUAGCACGUGCGCACGCUCAUUUACUUUAGAGGUGCUCGGUGCUCAAAAAAGACGGACAAAGGGACGGGCUGCUUUGUACUGAGGUUCUCUGGUCAACCUGUAACUAGUUGUCAAGGGAAGUUCUCAAAAUGCGAUUUAGACUGAACUUGGGGUCCUGGUGUUGUGAAGUGGGCGAUGGCCUGGUGGGCUUUGUGAAGGCCGCAGCGAUGACAUUUGAUGAUCAUGACGGUUUUUGUUCCCGGCAAAGCUGGAUAGGCAGGAGGACGCAGCCAGGUCAGCUGCUUCUGCUUGUUAGAUUGUUAGGUUCAGUAACGGUGCUUUUGUAAUUACUUCUUUUAACUUCACUGCUGUCUCCAAGAUGGUGUCUAUCCGGUUUUUGUUACCCUUUGUGAAGCAAAUGGUAUAAUGAGUUGUUUGUAACGUCGAACGAGCCCAUAUUAUGAUAAGAAAAGUCGAGUAUGCCGGUACGACUGUCUUCACUUGGUAUACGGCGACAGCAACAUCACUGCCG
Messenger RNA from Neurospora tetrasperma FGSC 2508, 2178 nucleotides. Its product is annotated as ATP-dependent RNA helicase eIF4A. The transcript has 5 exons. Gene Ontology annotation, molecular function: RNA helicase activity; RNA binding; ATP binding. The record is from RefSeq and is a predicted model, not a curated record. NCBI's taxonomy places the organism in Eukaryota, Fungi, Ascomycota, Sordariomycetes, Sordariales, Sordariaceae. The coding region runs from base 244 to 1437 and encodes 397 amino acids.